Messenger RNA from Frankliniella occidentalis (western flower thrips), 1077 nucleotides. RefSeq lists its product as uncharacterized. The record is from RefSeq and is a predicted model, not a curated record. The transcript is spliced from 5 exons. NCBI's taxonomy places the organism in Eukaryota, Metazoa, Arthropoda, Insecta, Thysanoptera, Thripidae. The coding region runs from base 164 to 751 and encodes 195 amino acids.
UUGGCAGGAGACAUGCCAUGCACAAAUGCACGUUCGCUUAUGUCAGAGGGAGUCUGCAACAGACGGCGUGGUCCCUUCAUUGAAUAGCCAAGCAAAUGGUAUCAUCGAACGUUAGAUUGCAAAACCUUUACCCCAUGGUUUCAUUCUUAACGAAGCUGAUAUCAUGGAAGUCUCACUUCUGAUCGUUGCACUUCUCUCCAGUGGCCCUUGUUACGGAGAAAUGUUGGCGGGCCCGUACUCAAUUAUCCCAGAACGCGCUGAAGCGUGCCCGGAGGGGAUCCUAGAUUUGCCUUUCCCAAUCGACUUCCAUCUUACGCGCGACCGUCAUAAUCAGAACAUUUGGUUCGUGUAUGCAAACAUGUCUUCGUUUGCUACACUGAACGACGAGAAGGAGGCACAUCUCGCCUUUGCUUCAUGGAGCUCACGCGGCGGGUGGAAGGAGAACGCUUUGACGAUGAAGUUCAAGCGUCCAUGUACGCAGUGCAAACAGUACCUUCCAGGGGUUUGGAGCGGUGUCAUGUCGGUACUGGAGUCAUCAACUAAAGCCACAGAUUGUCCGUUCCCGCCGGGAAUAUACACCAUUAACAAUGUUUCGUCCGCAUCAAUAGCACCACCAAAGGCAGUACCAGUAUUCUUCUAUGGAAAGUGGCGAGUUGACAUCAAAGCUGUUGAUGCAAAAGCCGGCAGGGUUUGUGCAUGUUUUCGUGUAUUCGCACAGACUGUACCAAGGACUGUAUCGAAAACAAGCUAAACAUCAACAAAAUUAAAUAGCAGCAGACCAAACUGUAAAAAAAUUGGAGUCUAAUACGGAACGACCUACGGCGUUUUUGGAGAUGCUCCUCUUAGUCACUGCACCUACAGAGCGCGGAGUACGGUGUCGCUAUAGCACCGGAAAGCCCAGGUUUUACAGCCGAGUGUACGAAUACGGUUCCACUGUAGACAGUUUUCACCAGUUUUUCCUGUACGGUGGCCCUGCACAUUGCUCCUGGUACCAAAUUUUACCCAUUGAAACUACAGCAAUACUGUUUUUCGAAUAACAGACGUUGCUGGAAAAUAAUAAGCGGUCGAAGCUGUCAU